AUGCCCGUAUCUGAUGGUAAAAUGGAAGAAAUACGAUAUUCUACGAAGCGUGAUGAAGAGUUACAACAACUUCAACGUUGCAUGAAACAUGGGUGGCCCGAGUCCCUCAAAGAAACACCAGCACUAGCGCGGUGCUAUUGGUACUGGCGUAAUGAAAUCACAGAAAUUGAUCGGAUCAUGUUCAAAGGAGCGAAAAUCAUCAUUCCGAAACCUAUGCGUCAGGAAAUGUUAAUGAGGAUACAUACUGGACACAUGGGUAUCCAGAGAUUUCUGGAUGUUUUGUAUUGGCCUGGCAUGGCGAAAAAAUAAAGGAUCACGUAUCAAGAUGUUCAACUUGUCAAGAAUAUCAAAACUUUCCACAAAGAGAACCGUUGCUUCCUCACUGCAUUCCAAGUCGUCCAUGGCAAAUGGUGGGGACGGAUUUGUUUUGGUGGAACGGUGCAAAUUAUCUACUCCUAGUGGACUACUAUAGCAAUUUUUUCGAGAUUUGUUUGUUGUCUUCUAUAAAGAGCGCUACCGUAAUUCAACACAGUAAAUCUAUUUUUGCUCGUCAUGGUACACCUGAAGUGGUGAUAUCAGAUAACGGUCCCCAGGACUAUAAAGAUUUUGCAGGUAAAUGGGGUUUCCAACACAAAACCUCUUCUCCAGUCUAUCCACAGUCUAACGGACUAGCUGAACGUACGGUUCAAACAGUGAAGAAUCUCUUGCAGAAGGCGAAAGUGAAUGGAGAAUAUCCGUAUCUAAGUCUGCUACAGGAAUACUCCUGUAUCUGAUGCUGGUUCUCCUGCCCAACAGUUGAUGAAUAGGAGAUUGCGGACAGAUCUACCAACCACAAGUAAACAGUUGGUUCCAAAGAUCCUUAACCGUCAACACGUACAGAAUUGCUUAACAAAACGAAAGAUUGAACAAGAACACUAUUAUGAUCGUUCUGCAAAGGCUCGGAAACCUUUGCAUAAAGGAGACCAA
This is a messenger RNA of Paramuricea clavata, 966 nucleotides long. Lineage: Eukaryota; Metazoa; Cnidaria; Anthozoa; Malacalcyonacea; Plexauridae. The record is from the annotation of a GenBank genome assembly.